ACGACUCUGUUUCACCGACCCAAUCUACUCCUAGUGGAAAACUGUGGGAUAAACUAUUAAGUGCUGCAUCAUCGGCUUAUAGUUCUCUUGAAGAUAAUUCUGAUAAUGGUAUUUGUUUUUCUGAUUUUCAAAAGUCUGAAAAAGAUGAUUGGGAAGGUGAAACUCAUAUUUCUCGUAUAUUACGUGAAUAUCAUCAACAGAAGAAUGGUGAUAUUCCUGAUUGGUUAUAUGAUUCUAAACCUACUUUAUCAGAAAGGGAAACUACAAAAAAUCCUAUUUCCUCUCAUAAAAAUAACCCACCCAUUAAUAGACAUCCUACAGAAAGUUACAAAAAUCCUUUACCAAAUAAUUUAAGACCUUUUCCCUCAAAUGAUAAUAACAGAGGUAGACAACCGAGAGUUUAUGAUAAGGCUGAUGAUUUGUUAGUACCAGGUCCACCCGCAUCAUCUAUGAAUCUCAUGAAUAGAAGUCAUAAUGUUAAUAAUCCAUCAAAUAGAUUUAAUAAUUAUGAUGAUCAGAGAAAAUUUGGCCCUCCACCUGUUCCAUCUGUUCCAAAAAAACAUGAUCCGAGAAUGUAUAAUGAUAGGACUCCAAACAAUUAUGAUCCACGAUUUUAUAAUGAUAGACCUCAAAGUAAUUAUGAUCCAAGAAUGCAUAAUGAUAGAUAUAAUAAUAAUAGAUAUAAUAAUAAUAGAAAUAAUGAUAGGUACAACGAUAGGUAUAAUGAUAGGAUAAAAAACGAUAGGGUCCCACCCUUUCCACCACAACAACCAAGGGUAUUUCCACCCAGUGAUGUUGCUAAAUUGACCUCAAAAAAGUCACAGCAACUAUUACGUAUAAAUCCUUCCGAAUAUUAUUCUAAUGCUAAUAGGGCAAGAAGUGUUAGCCCUAAUCCGUCAUUUCGUGAUCGGGGCAGUAAACAAUCCAAUCAAAAAUUAAAACCUGGUGUUUACUUUUAA
Messenger RNA from Racocetra fulgida, 959 nucleotides. NCBI's taxonomy places the organism in Eukaryota, Fungi, Glomeromycota, Glomeromycetes, Diversisporales, Gigasporaceae. The record is from the annotation of a GenBank genome assembly.